This is a messenger RNA of Penicillium bovifimosum, 2532 nucleotides long. Its product is annotated as DNA cross-link repair protein PSO2. Gene Ontology annotation, biological process: interstrand cross-link repair; protection from non-homologous end joining at telomere; double-strand break repair via nonhomologous end joining. NCBI's taxonomy places the organism in Eukaryota, Fungi, Ascomycota, Eurotiomycetes, Eurotiales, Aspergillaceae. The coding region runs from base 1 to 2532 and encodes 843 amino acids. The transcript is spliced from 2 exons. The record is from RefSeq and is a predicted model, not a curated record. Gene Ontology annotation, molecular function: damaged DNA binding; 5'-3' DNA exonuclease activity.
AUGGCCGGAGCCUACGCUAAGAAGGCAGCCACGCCAUCCAAGACUACCUCUAGACCCAGGCCAUCCUCGAAUAAGCGCAAUUCGAGCAUCUUGAGCUUCUUCCAGAAGACCGACACGCCGCCAGGCGCCACCUCUCGCCAGGCACGAAUUACGCAAUUUACAACAGCGUCUGCACGUUCACCCAGCAGCGGUCGGAGUACUCCGGCAUCCAGGCGAGGAAAUGGGAUAAGGGACGAUAAUCCAGAUGGGCUGUUUUUGGAGGAUAAGAGAGGUCUGGCCAAGAUUGAAAGAGCAGCUGGAAUUAACGAAAGAGAGCGGUCCCCAACACCUGACUUUUGGGGUGACGAUGAAGAAUUACCAAAAUCCGACGAGCAACGAUAUAACGAGAAGGAUUCGGCGGUCAAGCGUCGCAAGUUUGACUCACCGAGUGGCUCGGUGGACGAAGGGCCGCAACCCGAGUCCUAUACGAAGACUAGAGAACAACCCGCUCCUGCAAAGAUCCAAAACCGGAGCGGACCCUUCAUCGAUGAGUCUGAUAGCGAGGAUGACAUGGAAGCAUAUCGGGAAAUUGAAGACACCACGCCUGCCACUACGAUCAUGGUGAACAACAAUGCAUUGCCAAUGGAGAACACCGCGGCCCCAGAACCCCCUUCCGAGCCCGCACCCCCGUCAUUGGUAAGAGCCGCCACGAGUAACGCCGAUUAUGAUGAAUACCCAAAUUUUGACGAUCUAGAUGAGGAAGAUGAGCUUAUAGGGGAUGAUUUUCGAAAUCGACCAUGGGAAAGAGAGAAUCAAGAGCAGGAAGUUGAGCUUGAGGUAGAAUCUGGAGACGAUGUGAACGAUUGUUCUGGUACAGAAGAUGUUGGGGGUAUAGUCAGUACAUGCCCCAUCUGCCAGAUAGCACUUAAGGGCUUCAAUGAAACAGAAAUUGCAGUGCAUGUCAAUGACUGUCUGGAUGGUAAAGGCAUCCCUGCCAUCCCCGCGCCCGCUGCAGAGCCUAUUGCGGAGGUGGUUCCCAAGCCCCCCGACAUUGACAGAGGAUUGACACGGGCAGAGCGAGCUGCCAUCGCUCGGCCUGCGCAACGUGAUCCCUACGCCGAGAACAAUCAAAGCUCACGUUCAGCCUUCUCCAAGAUGAUGGCUGGGAACGCCGAAGACACCGCCUGGGCUGCUGCGGCCGCAAGUGAGGUGUCUUCUCGUGGCAAGCAAGCCUAUCAACGGACGUGUCCAUUCUACAAAAUUCUCCCUGGACUUUCCAUAUGCGUGGAUGCCUUCCGGUAUGGCGCUGUCGAAGGGUGUAACGCAUACUUCCUCAGCCAUUUCCACAGCGAUCAUUAUAUAGGUCUCAGUAAGUCUUGGUGCCAUGGGCCCAUUUACUGCAGCCGACCCACUGCAAAUCUUGUGCGGCAGCAGCUGCGCGUUGAUCCUAAGUGGGUUGUUGACCUAGAGUUCGAAUCUACCACCGAGGUACCGGGAACGGGAGGAGUGCAGGUCACUAUGCUUCAUGCAAAUCAUUGUCCGGGUAGCUCUCUGUUUUUGUUUGAGAAAGGCUCCAGCAACGGACCUAAUACUCAAAACCAGCGGAUCUUGCACUGCGGUGACUUCCGUGCAUCUCCUGCCCAGGUACAGCAUCCACUUCUACGCCCUAAUGUUGUCAACCCAGCCACGGGCAAGGAGAGGCAGCAGCAUAUCGACAAAUGCUACCUCGACACCACAUAUUUGAAUCCAAAAUAUGGCUUCCCCGCUCAGGAGGAUGUCAUUACGGCGUGCUCGGAGCUAUGUGUCCGUUUAAAUCAGGAAGCCAGUGGUGUUGGACUUGACAAUGGAGAGAACGACACCGGUAAUCUAAUGAACAAAUUUCUCUCGACGACCACUGGUAAACAAAAGCCAGUGGACACGGGUUCGCAAGCUGCCGGUCGACUGCUCGUCGUCAUUGGUACUUACAGCAUUGGGAAAGAACGGAUCUGUAUGGGGAUCGCGCGAGCACUUGGAUCCAAGAUCUUCGCGACCCCACCCAAGCAGCGAAUCUGCGCCUGCUUGGAAGACCCAGAGCUCUCCGCAAUGUUGACCACCAAUCCCCAUGAAGCGCAAGUGCAUAUGCAAACUCUCUUCGAAAUCCGGGCCGAUACUCUAGCAGACUACCUCGAUGGACUCAAACCGCACUUCUCGCGAGUCGUGGGUUUCCGCCCGACUGGUUGGACCUAUCGCCCACCAGCCGGGCGGAUGCUCCAAAAUCCGCCCGUGUCUACCGUCCUACACGGUGAACACUGGAAAUCCACAUUCACCAGUCGUGACCUUACCCCGCAGCGCGGCAGCACGCGUGAAAGCGCAUGCUUCGGCGUCCCGUAUAGCGAGCACAGUUCAUUUCGCGAGUUGACUAUGUUCUGCUGCGCUUUGCGGAUUGGACGGAUCAUCCCGACUGUGAAUGUGGGCAGUCAGAAGAGUCGGGAUCAGAUGAAGGUUUGGAUGGAGCGGUGGGAUGCUGAGAAGAAGAAGAACGGGUUGUUUCAAGUGACUGGCGAUCGAUGGUGA